Messenger RNA from Belonocnema kinseyi, 939 nucleotides. RefSeq lists its product as uncharacterized. The record is from RefSeq and is a predicted model, not a curated record. Gene Ontology annotation, biological process: DNA integration. The coding region runs from base 1 to 939 and encodes 312 amino acids. The transcript has a single exon. Lineage: Eukaryota; Metazoa; Arthropoda; Insecta; Hymenoptera; Cynipidae. Gene Ontology annotation, molecular function: nucleic acid binding.
AUGUCUCGACACAAUCGACUCCUUCCAGCUAAAUUUGCAGAGCCAGGCUGCCGCUUCCAUCAUGUACACAUGGACAUUGUAGGUCCCCUACCAGACAGUCACGGGUUUAAAUACUGCCUCACUAUCAUUGACAGAUUUUCUUGGUGGCCUGAGGCUGUUCCUCUCCAAAACAUCGAGGCAUCAACCAUCUGUAGAGCAUUCGUGGAUCAAUGGAUAUCUCGGUACGGAGCGCCCGAAACACUAACUACAGAACAGGGCAGUCAAUUCGAAUCACAGCUAUUCAGCACCCUUCUGCAACUAAUUGGCAUGAAUCGCAUUCGCACCAACGCCUACCAUCCGGCUUCCAAUGGAAUCAUGGAAAGGUGGCACAGGACUCUCAAGACAGCCAUCAUGUGUCAUGCAGACCACGACUGGUCUCGCUCGUUUUCAACCGUGUUAUUAGGACUUAGAUCCAAUGACACCGAAACCGGGGCAUCACCGGCAGAAUUCAUAUUCGGCACCACACUUCGAAAUCCCGGGGAGUUCGUACUACCUGAGGAUUUCUCACCGAACCCGCAUGUUUUUCUGGAAGAGUUCGGCGAAUACAUGCGAAAGGUAAAACCGGUACCCGUUGCUCAGAAGUAUAAGCGCAAUGUAUUCGUGUUUAAAGAGCUCAAGAGCUGCUCUCAUGUUUUCCUUCGCGUCAAUGCCCGGAAAUCUGUCGAGCGAUCCUACACCGAUCCUCAUAAAAUACUCAACAGAACCUUAGACAGAGUUUACGAAAUUAAAGUGAAGGGUUUUCCCUGCCAGAUUUUUAUCAAGAAUAUCAAACCCGCAUAUUUCGUACGCGAGGAAAUUGGCAAUCUACUUCAGCUCGAUAGUAGCGGAUCUGAAUCAACCAAUGUCAAUACAGUCAUUCGUACCUAUUCUCGCCCAAAGAAGGUCAUUUUUACUGCAUAA